CAAUCACCCCUUUCACCACCUCUGUCUAAACACGAUAACACUACAAAUACUCAACAACAAAAAAUCCUCUGUGAUUAAUGUUAUCAUACUCAUCGUAGUUGCAUUAAAAUUUGUAGCACCAUUGUUAAAACUACAAUAGUUUACAUUUGUAGUUGUUUAUUACUAAUACCGAACAAUGGAAAGCCAAUAUGCUCCACUAAGUGAGUCCUGUGCAAAGGCUUUGGGUGACAAAGUGUAUGACAAACGUAAGCUGGCCUCCCAGGAAAUAGAAAAAAUGGUUGUGGAGUUUAAUGCGAAAAAUAACACCGCACAAAUAAGGAAAUUAAUUGAUGUGCUGUCCAAUGACUUUGCUUCGUCCCGCGAUGCCAAUAAACGGAAAGGAGGAUUAAUAGGCUUGGCAGCAACCAGUUUGGGCUUGGGAAAAGACUCUUCAAAAUAUGUCAAUGAAUUGGUACAGCCCAUUCUUAAUUGUCUUAGCGAUCAAGAAGCCCGAAUUCGCUACUUUGCUUGUGAAUCUCUAUAUAAUGUGGUCAAAGUGGCUCGUUCCUCUAUUAUACCUUUUUUCCCAGAUCUAUUUAGUGCUUUGUCACGACUUGUGGCCGACUCGGAUCAAAUGGUAAAAGAUGGUAGCGAACUUUUAGAUCGAAUGCUAAAGGAUAUUGUUACCGAGUCUUCUAAUAACUUUAAUCUGGAGGCCUUUAUACCUUUGCUAAAGGAACGCAUAUAUGUGAAAAACUCAUUUGUACGCCAAUAUGUUAUAUCAUGGAUCUCCAUAUUAAAUGCAGUGCCCGAAAUAAAUAUGGUAACAUAUUUGACUGACAUUAUAGAUGGUCUAUUUACCAUGCUAGAGGACAAUACGCAAGAAAUCCAGAGAAUGUGUGAGACAACAUUGACACAAUUUCUCAAGUCAAUACGUAAUGAUUCGAGUUCUGUGCGUAUGGAAGAUACCAUAAAUAUUUUGAUUACACAUGCCCAGUCACAAAAUGAAUUGAUAAAGGCCACUGCCAUUACCUGGAUACGAGAAUUCGUUAUAAUAUUUGGCUCGAAGAUGUUGCCUCAUACCAGCGGCAUUUUUACUGCCAUUUUACCAUGCCUCGAAUAUAAUGUUGAUAAUAUGAAGAAUAUAAAAGAAUGUGCAGUAGCUGUUAAUAAAUCCAUGAUGAGAUUGGUCUCUUCCAAGGAGCAUAAAACGCAGAAUAUUGAACAAUUAGAUCUAAGAUCAAUCAUGGCAGUAUUAUCUCAAUAUUUGUCCCAUGAUUCUGUGCAGACAAAGGUGGCGGUAUUGGAAUGGAUACACCAUUUGUUAAUUCACUUUCCAAAUGAGAUGUCUAACCAAACUCAAUUGGGAAAUAACCUGUUGAAUAUCUUGUCGGAUAAUUCAGAUGAAGUUGUCCUCAAGUGCAUUUCAGUUUUAGCAGAAAUUGUAAAUUCUCAGCACUCGAAAGGAACUGCCGAUUUUAAUAAGGCCCAUUACAGAAAAUUCCUUUUAAGUUUGGUGAAUUUGUUCAGCGAAGAUAAAAGUUUCCUGGAUAACAGAGCCAGCCUUAUUAUAAGGCAACUUUGUGUUUUACUCAAUGCUGAGUAUAUCUAUUUAAGCUUUGCUGAAAUCAUUGCCGAAGAAGUUACCAAUCUCAAAUUUGCCUCGCUGCUGGUGCGUCUUCUCAAUAGUAUAUUGUUGACAUCGUCGGAACUUUUUGAAUUACGCACUACAUUGAGAGAUAUUUCUAAUCCCAAUUCGGCCAAUUUAUUUAAGACAUUGUAUUUAAGUUGGGUUCAUUGUCCCGUAUCCACAAUAUCGAUAUGUUUAUUAUCGCAGAAUUAUCAACAUGUUUCGGAAUUGGUGAAUCUAUUUGCCGAUAUAGAAAUAACAUUGGAAUUAUUAAAUGAAUUGGAUAAGCUGGUACAAUUAAUUGAAACGCCCAUAUUUGCUUCCUUACGUUUGACACUGGUUUCCAAAGCUAAUAAUUGUGCUGAUGCCCAAUACCUGGCACAUGCCUUAUUUGGUAUUCUUAUGCUGCUACCUCAGACAGAUGCUUUCAAUAUGUUGAAGAAUCGUUUGCAAUGCAUACCAAAUUAUUGGGGCCAACAACCUAUCAAUGAACAACAUUCCCUGCAGUAUAAGAGUAAGAUUGAUUUUUCUGAACUAUUGGAACACUUUAAAAAAGUGCAAAAGAACCAUCGUGAACAGCGCUUGUCACAACGCAAACGUAGUAGUGUUAUAGUUAAUGAUGUUUAAAAGACAAAUUGAACAAAAAACAAAGUCGUGCUUGUAAACAAUAUAUAUUAAUAUUCACGUUGUUUUAUAAUUUUUUAUACAUAUUUUAUUAUAUGUUACGCUGUGAUGCAAUAAACAAUUACUAAAGUAUUUAUUUACUGAAAUAA
Messenger RNA from Stomoxys calcitrans (stable fly), 2382 nucleotides. Its product is annotated as protein VAC14 homolog. The record is from RefSeq and is a predicted model, not a curated record. The coding region runs from base 176 to 2236 and encodes 686 amino acids. NCBI's taxonomy places the organism in Eukaryota, Metazoa, Arthropoda, Insecta, Diptera, Muscidae. The transcript is spliced from 9 exons. Gene Ontology annotation, cellular component: PAS complex; endosome membrane. Gene Ontology annotation, biological process: phosphatidylinositol biosynthetic process; positive regulation of kinase activity.